UGAAAGCGCGCAAACUUAUAAACUAUUUCGGACUUAAAUGAAUCCACCGCCCAGUCGAGGACGUGCACCAUCCAGAUUCGUGCGGGGGCGUGGUCGUGGUGGCGGUGCCUACCGACCGUACUUUUACUUCCGACGCAAUGGGCGUGUGAUUCCUGCCCGCGGUAAUCGACAACCCAAUCAGGAGCAGCCCGCAGCAUCAGACGAACCAAGUAGAGCACCGCCUGCAAAUCAGCAACCAAGAGGAUGGAGCCGCACUGCCAGCAAACGCGGACGCAACACCAACAUGGACUGCAGCUUUCUGCGACCGGAAAACUACGCUGCCCCAGAGGAUGGACUCCAGGUGCAGAGCAUUGCGGUCGACAAUCCGAGGGCCUAUCCCGGUUGGCGGCUGUAUUUUCUGCGGGAGAAAUAUGAGGAGGGCAACGAGUUGGCCAGAAGGAUUAUGGCCGUGGAGGCGCACUACCAGCGCAAUCCGCACAACUAUGAUUUCAUGAAAAUCCGGGAUCAGGGAUUCUUUUCGCUGCCCGCCAAAACCAUUCUCCAGGAUGAGCAGCUAAAGCAGGUUUGGCCUGGUCUGGCGGAGGAUAUUCGGGAGCACCCACUCCGCACGCUGGACACUCUAUCGCUGGCCAUGCACACAGUGGUGGUUAACCACCUUUUAGAUUGCAGUGACUCCGCCGCCAGUUCCAUCUCCACGCCAGAGCAGUACAUUCCACCAACACCGCGGCUUCGCAAGAUCUAUGUGCGACCGUGGAACUUUUUGCCCGUGGAUACGAUGGAAGGGAUCAGUCACUCCCGCGUGGACACUCUGAUUGCCAUUCGGGGCACCGUGAGUGGUGUGGGUGAGCCCAGCUACAGCCUCACUUGGCAGGCCUUUCGCUGCAGUCGCUGCCAAAUGGAGAUGGCAAUGCGCCAGCGGGGAACCUUCCAGCCGCGUCCCUACACCUGCAAGAGAUCCGAGUGCGUGGCGCGCGAUGGCUUUCUGCCUCUUAGGAACUCUCCAUACACACGGCUCUCCGUUCGACAGAUCAUUCGCCUGGAGGAGUCCAGUCUGGCGCAAGUUCAUGACUUUGAGAGCAGCUUGCCCGGCGAGAUGGACGUUGAGCUGCGACACGAUCUGGUAGAUACGCUGCGAGUGGGUCAGGAAGUCGUGAUAACCGGAAUCCUCAAGCUGCAGGAACUGGGCGAGGAUGCUUCCACAGGAGACGUUUCCAACCAGAUGCAGGCCUACCUUAAGGCGGUAAGCAUCCGCGAUGCAGCUGCCCUCAAGCGAGAGUUCAGCGAGCGGGACUUGGAAGCCAUUGCCAUGAUCAACGGUGAACCGAAUAGCUUCAAGCUGAUUGUGCAGUCCAUUGCCCCAGAGGUUUACGGCCAUGAGCUGCCCAAGGCAGCCUGUCUGCUUUCCCUUCUCGGGGGUAGAGGAGCGGAGGCUGAAGCCAUCAACGUUCUGCUGGUGGGAGAUCCCGGCAUUGGCAAGACUAAGAUCCUGCAGAGCUGCGCACAGAUCACGGAGCGCGGUGCCCACGUGAGUGGAAAAAAAGGUGCCCAGUCUGCCCAGCAUCUGGGUGUGACCUUCGCUGGAAGGAACAAGCGUGUCCUGCAAGCUGGUGCCUUAAUGUCAGCUAGUGGUGGAGGCCACUGCACCCUGGACGAUGUGGACAAGCUGGCCUCCAAGCAAGCCAUUCUGCUGCAGUGCCUGCAAUCGGGUGAGGUGAAUCUCCCACUUCCGGGAGCCUUUGGAUCGUUUCCCACCCAACCAUCGGUGAUUGCCUGCGCAAAUCCGCAAAGGGGACAGUACGAUGAAGGCCGUUAUCUUCUUCAGAAUAUUAACAUUACGCCUUCAUUGCUCCGGGAGUUUCACCUGGUCUACGUGCUCCUGGACAAGCCUUCGGAGAGGGACAUGUCCUUGACUGCUCACGUUAGAGCUCUCCAUGCUGGGGCUAAAAAGCGGGCCAGAAUUGCAGCUCGAUAUGCUCUGAAGCCCAAAAUGAGUGACUCCAUGAACGAGGCUACAUUUAAUGUACCAGCGGCGGGAACAGAAGAUGACACAAUGAAAACGGAGGACGACAACGACAGCAUCUUGCAGCAGGACUACGAUCUGGAUAAGAAGCUGGAACUGCUGCCGGAGGAAGGGGACUUAGACCUGCUGCCACCAGUUUUGAUCAAGAAAUUCGUUGCCUACGCCCGCCAGGAAGUGAAUCCUCUAUUAAACGAAGAAGCUGGCAACGCCAUCCUGCGAUUCUUCCUGGAACUGCAAGGAAGAAACGGGCAGGAUGAAGGCGACUCCAGCCAAAUCGGAGUGGGACAACUUCUUGGCCUGAUUCACCUGUCCCAGGCACGUGCCCGUCUGGAUCUGUCCCAUGUAGUCAAUCCACAACAUGUUCGCGAUGUGAUAUCCCUUCUGACCGCGAGCAUCACACAGACCAGCCUUAAGUCAGACUCCGGUGGAUCCGGAGCGCGUGGAGGAGGUGGUGGCGGCGUUGGAAAAGGCGCUCAACUGCGCAAUUUUGUGCACUUGGUGCAAAAACGCUCGGCAGCUUUGGGACGGCGCAUAUUUGAAUAUGAGGAGUUGAAGGAGAUCGGGUCGCGGGCUGGAAUCUUAACCAACAUCAGCCAGGUGGUGGAGAUGGCCAACUUGGGCGGCUAUUUGCUCAUGAAGGGUGCAAACAUGUACGAAGUGGUUCCGGACUGAGCAAAUUGCAAAUACCCGUAUCAAUAUUUGACUAGUAUCUGUGGUUUUCUUCCCUGUUAACUAUUAGUUAAGUGGUUGUUAAACUGAGCUAAAAUGUCUAGCAAUAAAUUAAAAAUAACUAUUACGGAA
This is a messenger RNA of Drosophila ficusphila, 2821 nucleotides long. RefSeq names its product DNA replication licensing factor REC (gene rec). Gene Ontology annotation, molecular function: single-stranded DNA binding; single-stranded DNA helicase activity; ATP binding. NCBI's taxonomy places the organism in Eukaryota, Metazoa, Arthropoda, Insecta, Diptera, Drosophilidae. The transcript is spliced from 2 exons. Gene Ontology annotation, cellular component: MCM complex; nucleus. The coding region runs from base 38 to 2692 and encodes 884 amino acids. The record is from RefSeq and is a predicted model, not a curated record.